Messenger RNA from Mercenaria mercenaria, 9515 nucleotides. RefSeq lists its product as uncharacterized. The record is from RefSeq and is a predicted model, not a curated record. Lineage: Eukaryota; Metazoa; Mollusca; Bivalvia; Venerida; Veneridae. The transcript has 2 exons. The coding region runs from base 147 to 7049 and encodes 2300 amino acids.
GUGACGGCAUGCCCCAAGACUCGUUUGGACCUUUUACUCAGUGUUGUCUGAAUCAAAGCUAUAACCCAACAACAUAGAUCUAUUGUGAGGGAAUCAUUAUCUCAAAAACGAAUACAAACGACAACUGUUGUUGUGGAACAAAAUCUAUGAAUUCUGAGGAACAAAUUUGCUGCAACGGAGAGUAUGUUCAAGAGGCCAGAGGUGGUAAACUUGCUCGAUGUUGCGGUCAGUACAGUUAUAAUUCAAAAACGGAACUCUGCUGUAAUAUGAUUGUGACUGUUAAAGCAAAACAAUCUGACAAUUGGUGCUGUGGUAAUACAACAUUUAACAAUCGAGAAGAUAUAUGCUGUGAUGGAGUAGAACCGCAACAGAAGAAAGGACCUGAUACACAGUGUUGCGGACUUGAAAGUUACGAUCCUCGAAAUCAAUUGUGUUGCGAUUCUUUGCUUGUUAAAAAAGCGAAAGGUAGCGAAGAUUGUUGUUGUGGAAUGACCCCAAUUGAUUCUAGAGUUCAAAUAUGUUGCAAUGGAAAACCCCAGGAUGGUACUAUACAAACACAUGACUGUUGUUUAGAAAACAGUUUUGAUAUCAAGAACGAAAUUUGUUGCGACGGUACUAUUAGAAGGAAGAGAAAACCGGAGGACGAUUGUUGUUGUGGAAAAACAACAGUAGAUGCUAAGAAAGAAAUAUGCUGUGAAGGGAAUCCACAGAACGCUUUUAGAAUGACAUAUCCUCAAUGCUGUAGCAAAGAUAGUUACGAUUCUUUGAAAGAAAUAUGCUGUGAUGGAAAGAUAGUUUCUAAGAAGGAGAAAAGCGAUGAUUGUUGCUGUGGAAACUCAUCAAUGAAUACUUUGACUCAGAUAUGUUGUAUGGAAAUUCCACAACCAAAAUUUGGCAAAAAUACAAAAUGUUGUGGGGCCACCAGCUACAACUUUAAUGAAUAUUUGUGCUGCAACGGGACCACUAUCACAGAGAAAACAGACAAAGAUGACAACUGGUGUUGCGGAGAAACGACUUUAGACACCGAUAAUGAAAUCUGCUGUGAAGGAGAACCUCAGCCAAAGAUCGUUGGAGAUAAAACUCAUUGUUGUCACAAAAAAAGUUAUGAUCCAAGUAAAUUACUUUGUCAUUUUAAGAAGCUUGUUCGAAAGAGAAAAGAAGACGAUGACUGUGUAUGUGGUGAAACAACCCUUACAGUUAAAACAGAGAUAUGUUGCCAUGGUGUACCAGUGGGUAAAUUGGACGGAAUAUACACAUCAUGUUGCGGUAAUAAAACCUAUUCCACAAGAAAUGACAUAUGCUGUGAAGAUAAAGUAAUCAGAAAGAAGACAUCUUUGGAUGACGACUGUUGCUGUGGUAAAACCACAAUAAAUUCAGAAACACAUAUAUGUUGCGAUGGUGAACCACAGAGAGCUGUUGCUGGUGUAAAGACGAGAUGCUGUGGAAAAGAAAGCUAUAGUCCUAAAAUGCAUAUCUGCUGUCAAGGAAGUCUUAGAUCUAAAAGCCGUGAAACAGACAAUUGGUGUUGUGGCGACACUACGUACAAUACCAAAACUGACAUUUGCUGUGAUGGAAAAGUUCCUCGGCCCGCUGUGGGAGGUUUAUCGAAGGCACGAUGUUGUGGAAGUAAUUCGUAUGACUCUCAAAACUACAUGUGUUGUGAUCUAAUGAUUACAAAAAAGCGUGAUAAAAGGGAUAACUGGUGUUGUGGAAAUACAACAAUGUAUGUAAAUGAAGAGAUUUGCUGUCAAGGAAUCUAUCCGCGACCUAAAAUCGAUGGCAUACGGACACAAUGCUGCGGCAAUGAUAGCUACAUUUCCAAAACACACAUGUGCUGCAACCAAAAUGUCGUGUCUAAAACCAAUAACGACGACGAUUGCUGCUGUGGGUUACAAACUAUGAAUUCCAAAUUACAGAUCUGUUGUUCUGGUUCGGUACAAAAUAUAAAAGAAAAUAGUCUAACAUCUUGUUGUGGCUUCAAAAGCUUUGACAUACGGUCAGAGAUCUGUUGUGAAGGUGAUAUAAGAAUUAAAAAGGAAAGGAAAGAUGACUGUUGUUGCGGAAAUACUACAAUGAAUGCAAAGUCAGAGCUGUGUUGUGAAGGGGAACCAGUCCUCAAAAUAGGCGGAUACUUCAGUGACUGUUGUGGGAAGAGAAGUUACGAUACUACUAAAAACUUAUGUUGUGACGGAAAAAUGACAGAAAAGCGAAACAGAGAAGAUAACUGGUGCUGUGGCUCAACCACUCUAAACACCAGAGAUGAAAUCUGCUGUAAUGACAAACCUGCAGAAAGAAAAGCAGGAAGACAAACUCAGUGUUGUGGCACGAAAAGUUUUAAUCCUUCCGAAAUGAUAUGUUGUAAUAAGGGAGAACUUAGGAAGAAAGCUAACGAUAAUGAUAAUUGGUGCUGCGGUGACAGUACAUUUAAUACAAGAAAUGGAAUUUGCUGUAAUGAUGUUCCACAGGAGCGUGUAGGUAAGAAUACGAAGUGCUGUGGCACUGAAAGCUAUAAUUCGGAAACUUACAUGUGUUGCAAUGGUAGCAUCAGAAAGAAAGCUAUGAUUGAAGAUGAUUGUUGUUGUGGAGAUACAACUAUGAAUGCGAAAACGCAAAUCUGUUGUCUUAACAAACCUAGGCCAAAAUAUGAAAAUACUACAACCUGUUGCGGAGACAGCAGCUACGAAACAGACAACCAGGUGUGUUGUUAUGGUAAAGUAAGAAAUAAGAAACAAAGGAAAGAUGACUGUUGCUGUGGAAACACUACAGUUGAUAGUAAAUCUGAGAUUUGCUGUAUUGAUAUGCCCCAGGGCAAAAAAGGCCCAUUUACAAGAUGUUGCGGACGAAUAAGCUAUGAUCCAAGAUCAGAAAUUUGUUGUAAUGGUGUAGUAAGAGAAAAGAAUAAGGAAGGCGAUAAUUGUUGUUGUGGGGAUACAACAAUAAAUACCGAGUCUCAGAUUUGUUGCACAGAAGUGCCCCAGCAGUUUUAUGGUCCUCAAACAAGAUGUUGUGGCAAAAAGAGUUAUGAUUCAGAUAAAAGUAUUUGCUGUGAUAUGUCUGUAGUGGAAAAGAAAAAAACAAACGACAAUUGGUGCUGUGGCAAAAAUGAAACAUUUAACACUAAAGACCAAGUAUGUUGCCAAGGAAUGUUCCCUAGACCAGCCUUGGCAGGAAGAAAAACAAAAUGUUGUGGGAAACUUAGUUACGACCCGUCAAAGGAAAUGUGUUGCAAUGGGAAGCUAAGAGACAAGGUAAGUUCUGAAGAUGAUUGCUGUUGUGGGAAUUCCACAAUGAAUGUCGCUUCACAGAUAUGUUGCAGCGGUGUACCACAGGAAUCUAUUGGCCCUAUGACAUCUUGUUGUGGAACAGUUAGUUAUGAUAGUGAACAGUACAUAUGUUGCGAUGAAGAUGUCCGGAAGAAACGAAAUACCAAAGAUGAUGGUUGCUGUGGUAAAACAACUGUAGAUGCUAAAACAGAAAUAUGCUGUUCUGGAAAUCCAAAACAGCUAGUUGGAAACGAAUUCACGGAUUGCUGUCUUCAUGAAAGUUAUGACACAAGAUCUGCUUUAUGUUGUGACGGUAUAAUGAUAACAAAAAGAAAUACUACAGAUAACUGGUGUUGCGGGUCUACAACAAUCAACACUGCCAGUGAAAUUUGCUGCAACGACGUGCCAGUGCUUGCAAUAGCGGGACGAAGAACACUGUGCUGUGGAACAAAGAGUUAUGAUUCUGAUUCUCACUUUUGCUGUGACACUGGCGAUCUCAGAAAGAAACGAGGCACGGGUGAUAACUGGUGUUGUGGAAAUACAACAAUGAAUACAGCGCUUGAAGUAUGCUGUCAAGGUAAAACACGGCAAAACAAGAAAGGUGAAAUAACACAGUGUUGCGGAGAAAUAAGUUACGACGCUAGCACACAUAUUUGCUGUGACAAUCUAAUAUUCAAGAAAAAGAAAGAUAGUGAUGAUAGUUGCUGUGGAAAGCAUCCAGUAACUGCAGGAGAAGAGAUGUGCUGCCUUGAAACACCACAACCAGGAGGGAUAUAUAUGUCGUGUUGUUUAGACAGGAGUUACGACACACGCAACGAACUUUGUUGCGAUGGAGAAGUCAGAGAAAAGCGUGAGAAGGCAGAUGACUGCUGUUGUGGAAAUACGACUCUAGACGCAAUAAGAGAAAUAUGCUGCAUAGAUACCCCGCAACCUUUGAAAGGUAGAGAUCAAGCAAGCACACGUUGUUGCGAGAAACAAAGCUAUGCAAUCUCAACAGAACUAUGCUGUGAUGGCGAAGUCAUUAAUAAAACAAAAAUAGAAGACAACUGGUGUUGCAAAAAGAGAUCGUUCAACGUCAAGACUGAAAUAUGCUGUCAAGGCGAGAUGGUGCAACCGGCAUUUGGCAAUCCAAAGAAAGCAAAAUGUUGUGGAAUAUAUAGCUAUGAUCCAGACACACAUAUAUGUUGCAACGAUGAAAUAAGAAUGAAAUCUUCUAUGGAAGAUAACUGUUGUUGUGGAAAUUAUACCAUGAAUUCAAAAACACAGGUAUGUUGUGGCGGAUCCGUUGUUCAACCAACAUAUGGACAAGCAACUGAGUGUUGUGGAAACAAAAGCUUUAAUCCAAAGGACUAUGUUUGCUGUAAUAAAAAAACAGUGCAAAAGAAAAAUGUUAAAGACGAUUGUUGUUGCGGCGGUACGACAUUAGAUUCAAAAACUGAGAUAUGUUGUAUUGAUACUCCACAACAAAUUAUAAAUGAAACAAAAUUCACUUCAUGUUGCGGCAAUGAAAGUUUCAACAAACGCACUCAUCUCUGUUGUAGGGAGGGAGUCAGGAAAAAACGUAAGCCAGCGGACGAUUGUUGCUGCGGAUUAACGACUGUUGAUGCGAAAACAGAACUUUGCUGUGAUGGUGAACCUCAGGAACUAACAAACAAAGAGUUUAGCAAAUGUUGCGGAAAACAGAGCUAUGAUGCUACCAGAUAUCUUUGUUGCGAUGGAGAGAUGAGAGAAAAAGAAAAAGCAGAAGACAAUUGGUGUUGUGGAUCGAAAACACUUGAUACUAAUUCACAAAUUUGUUGUAAUGGGAUACCAGCACCAGCACUUGAUAACAUCACACUUUGCUGUGGAGUUCAAAGUUUUUCGCCAAUGGAAAAGAUAUGUUGUGAUGGAAUACGACUAGUAGAUAAAGAAAAUGAAAAUGAUAAUUGGUGUUGUGGUGAAAACAGAACAUUAAAUAUUCGAGAUAAACUAUGUUGUGAAGGAACUCCGCAGGAAAAGAUAGGAGGUAAAUUGUCUUCUUGCUGUGGGAGACAAAGCUACGACGUUAGAAAGCAUUUAUGCUGUAACGAGGAACUAGUCGAGAAACGAAGACGAACUGAUGAUUGCUGUUGUGGUGAAACGACAAUGAACUCUGAAGAUGAGAUAUGCUGUAAUGGUUUACCUAGUAAACCAGGCGGAGAUAUGAAGUAUGGUUCAUGCUGCGGAAAUAAAAGUAUGAACACACAGCUUGAAAUAUGUUGUGAAGGUAUUGUAAAACAAAAGAAUAACGCGACUGACGACUGUUGCUGUGGUAGAAAAACAAUGGACUCUAAUUUGCAGGUUUGUUGCGGUAAUAUUCCACAACCAAAGAAAGCAGGUAAGACCACACGCUGUUGCUACUCUGAGAGCUAUAAUCCUGCAACUGAAUUAUGUUGCGAUAAAAUGAUAAUGGUUAAAAACAGUACUGACGAUAACUGGUGUUGUGGAAAAUUUUCAUUUAACACGAAAAAGGAAGUUUGCUGCAAUGACCAACCACAGCUGAAGAGAGGUGAAAAUACGAAGUGCUGCGGGACAACUAGUUUUGAUGGUGAUAAGUAUUUCUGUUGCGAUGGAAACAUGCUGAUUGAAAAGACAACUGAAGAUGAUAAUUGGUGUUGUGGAAACAGCACAAUCAAUACUAGGAAACAAAUGUGUUGUGACGAAACACCUGCUCCUAAAUUUGGAGCAAACACAAGAUGUUGCGGAACAGAGAGUUAUGACAAAACAAAAAAAGUUUGUUGUGACAAUCGUAUAGUUAAUAAAGAUAAAGACGAUGAUGACAUGUGCUGCAGAAAUAGAACAUUCAAUCCAGUUACAAAAAUGUGUUGUAUUGAUAUGGUAAGUGAUAGACCAGCUGGUCCUGACUCUAUGUGCUGUGGAAGAAGACCGUACGACCCUAAAACUGAAAUUUGCUGUAACGACCUAAUGAUACUAAAGAAAUCAAGUGAAGAUGAUAAUUGUUGCUGUGGGAACAUGACAUUUAAUUUAGCCAAUGAAAUUUGCUGCGACAUGCAAACAGGACAAAUAGAGUCAGUUGAUCCGAAAGACACUCAGUGCUGUGGUAAAGAGUCUUAUAAUAUACAGACUCACGUUUGCUGUAAUGGUAAAAAGAUGCAUGCACCAGGAGGACUCAGAAAUACAAGGUGUUGUGGAAAUGAGGCUUAUAAUAUUGAGACACAUGUUUGUUGUGACGGUCGCAUGAGUAAAAAGGAUAAACCAGGAGACACUUGGUGUUGUGGUAAGAACACGUAUAAUCCAGCAACACAAGUGUGUUGUCCAAAAGAACCGGAUGAUGUACCACAACCAGUAAAGAUUAAGAAGGUGACGAGAUGUUGUAAUGGCGUCAGCUACGAUCCUACUGUAGACAUAUGCUGUGAGGGUGUAUUGCAACAUGCGUGGUUGGGAUUUAAGACACGUUGCUGUGGAACCAGAAGUUAUAAUCCAGUAAAAGGCAUUUGUUGUAAUGGAACAAUGAUAGAGAAAGUACGGGUACCAUAUGAUGACUGUUGUUGUUGUGGUAAAACGUACACCAGCUCUAGUCAGAUUUGCUGUAACUGCAAGGUGCAGGGUAAAUGCGGAGGUAUACAUACUAAAUGCUGUAAUGACAGAAGUUACAAUUCAGAGUUGUAUUUGUGUUGUGAUGGUGAAAUCAAACCAAAGACGUAUGGGGACAAGUCCUACUGUUGCGGAAAAUUUGUUUAUACACCAUCGGAAGCCAUAUGCUGUGGUAAAUACGUACGGAAGAAAUAUGGAGAAAUCGAAUGGUAGUAACUAAGAGAUGGUAAAGAAUAAUGACAUCUUGUUAGCAAAGUGCUAUAUUCCGUUAUAUGUUAUAUCACAUUCCAUUUGUAUUUCAUUGAUGUAUUGAAAUACAAUACAGUGAGGUAUUUCAAAAUUUAUCACGGGAAGGAUGGAAACCUGCAGCAUGUGUAAUUUAUGACGUUCUGCAUGACAAUGAAAUUAGGUCUGGGCGUCGUUUAUAACUAACAUCUCCACGAAAUUCCCUCAGUUAAAUGAGCGUCAUGAUAUUGUAAUUUGUAUCUAUAUGGUCAAUUUUAACAGAUGCUUUCUCGUACUACACCUACACUAUAUCAUAGUCAUAAUCAUAAUAUUCUACAACAACUACAUCAUCUCUAACAUUUGUUGUUUUCUGAGCCUAGAUUUGAUAUUGGAUCCUGUAAAUGCAUUAAACAGUAGGUAUCUUUGUUCCGUUUAUUGCGAUAUAACAUUGAUUGCGGACAUGUAUCUUAACAAAAAAUGUAUUAAUCACACACUGGAUACAGCAAGAAAUAUCUUCCAUUUUCAUGAAUAAUUUUAUAUGAUGCAGGUUAUUGUCCCUUUCUUUGAGCUUCCCCUCUAUACUUGGAGAGUAGUAAUUACCCAACCGAUAGUUUUCUAAGGCUGUCAAAUCGGAUGAAUGAAAGUUCCGGCAAAAUCACAUCUCCCAUACGUAUAAAGAGAGAGUGGGAGUAUAUUUAAAAAACAGUGUAUGAUUUCUUGUGUCAAAUAAUAAGAACAAAAAUGCAACGUUAUUGCCAGUGUUUAAAAGCUCGCAUUCAAAGCUGAAUGUUGCAGAGAUUUUGCAGUAACGUGCACAUAUUGAAGAAUAUAACUAAAUGUUUAUGAGACCUCCUGUAUCAUAUUUUAACGUUUGUACAUUUCGUUUAAUUGUAUGUAUAUUUUAACAUUAUGGUGACUGAUAGUUUAUAGAUUUUUUUUGUUAUACAAUUGUAUCUUGAGGACGCCAGUUGAGUGGUUUUAUUCAAACUGAUAACCCCUGUUAAGUAUAAUUCAAAUUUUUUGAAAUUAAUAUCAAAUAUUGAGAAAAUCAGUCUCAGAGAGUUCUAAAGUUUUAGUGUGAUUUUUUUUUAAUUCUAGUAAAAUUCUAGAAAGAAUGUAGUCUUCAACUUUCACUAAAAAUAAAAAAUUCACAGUCUUGACUGAUCUUUAGAAGUGUCUCUGCUGAUCAUUCUAAAACCAGCAAUUUAGCUUGUUUAUAUACAAAUAAAUGAUCUAUGCUGAUGACUGAAAAAAACGAGUAUUACAACUCCUGGUGGUCCUAACGAUAAUAUCUGCUGUCAAAGCGCAACUGUGUCGUAGCAUGCACCAAGAAUCACCCUUAACUCCAGUACAGACACGGGCUGACUGUUUCGAUCCGUCAAAUAUACUUUAAAUGAAUGGUGAACUGCAAAUUAACAGGGUAGGUUGUUUCUGAAGUCUUGAAAAUCGGCCAAAGUAAUGACAAAUCUUUGUUCAUCCGGAACGAAUGCCCUGUAAGACAUCCUGAUAUUUUUCAAAUCAAUUUACUCUGCUCGGAAAUAUUUGUAUUUUCUCAUAUGUCUUAUUCAAAGACGACUUUGAUAAAGAUGGACGAUUUACGUAUUGCCAUUUCAGACGGGUGGACGGAUAGCUUAGUGGUUUGCACACUGGCCUUCCAAUCCUGAGGUCGGGGUUCGAUCCCCGGCAGCUACUCGGGAAUUUUCAGAAACGCUUUUCAGUGUUUCCCACCCAACUAGAGGUGUACUGGUCAGGAGCCCAGGCAAUCCUUGCGUGUAUCAGUGCUAUACACUGGGCACGUUAAAGAACCAGGCUGUCAAUUCCCAAGAAGCUAGGCUAAGUUAGCCGGACAAGCCUGUAUCUGAUUUCUGAUCUCUCUGUCGUGGGGGCUUUGUCUCACUCUGUCCCUCUGGUCAUAUCGUUCUGUGUCUGUACUAGUAGAGGAUGAAUUAUGCGCCCUGUGUGGCUGCAUUUGAACUAUGUAAAGCGCCUUUGAACGUGAAAUUAAUCAUGAAAAUGGCGCUAUAUAAAUCUGGUAUAAUCAUAAUAAUAGAUAAUAAUAAUGUAGUAAAAAUCAUUCAAUAAGCUUGAUCCACUUUAAAAUAUAUCCAAAAAACAUUUCUAAUAGACUCGAUUUCAACCUACAUGCAACCGGAGUUAAGUGUGAAAUAUCGGGUAUGCCUUACUAUAUUUUCACUGUAUAUAAAGGGAAGUAAUAAAAAGUGUAUAUGUAUACAUAUAUGUAGUUAUAUGGAUUUGUGUGUUGAAAAAAAAAUAUAACUGGGAUGUAUUAAGUAUAUUAUAUUUUUUGAUUGUCAAGAUAUAUUUUAAAUGUACAUAGAUAGGGUUGUAUCCAUACAGAUAUCAUUAUGUACGUAUGUUAUGUAAAUACUGGUAACGUGUAAAAUAUAUUAAAAUAAAUAUGAGAUUGAAAAAUAGAUAGUCACUGACUAACAA